AUGUUACUAAUACACACGUUUAUGCUAUCGCAAUUGGUGGAUCUUAUUAUGAUCGUGGACAAUUCCAACGAUUUCACCGAUAAUUUCUACGUGCUACUCGCUAUGAUCGUUUCUUGCUGUAAGAUGUUCACUCUGUUGAUGAAUCGCAACAACAUUGAGAUGUUACUCGAGACUCUUACGAGUAAACCGUUCCGACCGGUUGAACCUGACGAAAUGAAGAUUCAACAGAAAUUCGAGAAACUCAUACAGUCAAAUACGCUUCACUAUACUAUCCUAGUCGAGACAACAUGUUUAUCCGUUGCCGUAACGUCAUUACUGACGGAAUUCAGGAAAGGAAAUUUGACGUUUCGAGCGUGGCUACCAUUCGACUAUUCCUCGCCGUCACUGUUCUUUUUCGUAUACGCUCAUCAAUUGAUAAGCUUUACGAUUGGAUCUGUACAUCAUGUGGCUUGCGAUAGUCUCAUAUGCGGAUUUCUGGUGCACAUUUGCUGCCAGAUAGAGAUACUGGAACACCGUUUGAGAAAAAGCGCAUAUAAUCCCAAUGUUCUUCGCGAGUGCGUUUUUCAGCACAACCAUAUAUUCAAGUUUGCUCGUGUAGUAAAUGAAAAAUUUAGGAUAACUAUAUUUAUCCAAUUUGUUGUGAGUACAUUGGUGAUGUGUUUUAAUUUGUAUCAAUUUACCAAAUCAACAGCAUUAAGAACAAAGUAUAUGCAAUUGAUAUUGUAUACGUGUUCCAUGCUGUCACAAAUCUUUUUCUAUUGCUGGUACGGGAACGAAGUUAAAUUGAGAAGUCGGCAGUUGAUAAAUAAUAUAUUUGAAAUGGAAUGGUUUAAGUUCGAUGAAAACUCUCAGAAAGCUUUAUUAAUGAUUGCGAGGCGUGCUGCAGUACCAAUCGAAUUUACUAGUGCCGCUGUUAUUUCCAUGAACCUGGAUUCAUUCGUGGGUUUGCUCAAAACAUCGUAUUCGGCUUAUAAUUUACUUCAGCAAGCACAGGGAUCAUAAUAUUGGACACAUGUAGUAGAGCAAAAAUAUCGGUGACAUUACGCAAUGUGAAUUUAUGUCACAAA
Messenger RNA from Wasmannia auropunctata (little fire ant), 1067 nucleotides. Its product is annotated as odorant receptor Or1-like. Gene Ontology annotation, biological process: sensory perception of smell; detection of chemical stimulus involved in sensory perception of smell. Lineage: Eukaryota; Metazoa; Arthropoda; Insecta; Hymenoptera; Formicidae. The record is from RefSeq and is a predicted model, not a curated record. Gene Ontology annotation, molecular function: odorant binding; olfactory receptor activity. Gene Ontology annotation, cellular component: plasma membrane. The coding region runs from base 1 to 1002 and encodes 333 amino acids. The transcript is spliced from 5 exons.